GGGGUUGUGGGGACCCUUUGGAGCUACCGGGAUCGGGGAGAUCACCCGGGAGCGGCGGGGAGUGUGAGGAGUCACCGGGAACGCGGGGAGCCCCGGGAUCUGUAGGGACUCCCAGGGGAUCCAUUGGGACCCCCAGGGACCACCGGGACCCCCGGGAUCUGUAGGGAACCUCAGGGACCCCCGGGAUCUAUAGGGACCACCGGGAUCUAUUGGGACCACUGGGAUCCAUAGGGACACCCCGCGACCCCCGGGAUCUAUAGGGACCCUCAGGGAUCCAUAGGGACCCCCGGGACCCCCAAGAGUCCAUAGGGACCCCAAAGGACCCUCAGGGACCCCCAGGGAUCCAUAGGGACCCCUGGGAUCUAUAGGGACCCCAGGAACCACCGGGACCCCCAGGACCCCUCCCAUUUGAAGGGACCUAUAGGGCACCUAUAGGAUCCAUAAGGGACCACGUGAGGUGUGGGGACCCCCCAGGAGCCAUCGGGACCCCCUGGACCCCAUAACCCCCCCCUGGGGGGCUGCAUUGGGACCCCCAGAGCUGUCAGACCCCACAGGCAGCACCUGCAGGGCUCAGGUGACCCCCCCAGGACAUAAAAAGGGAGCCCAUGGGGACCCGCUUGCACCCAUAGGACCCCCCUGGGCACCCAAAGGACCCCCCAGGACACCCACAGAGGCUCCCUAAGCCCCUCAGGCAGCUUCAGGACCCCUUAAACCCCUCUACAGGACCCCCCAAGCCCCCCCCAGCGAGCCGGGGCUGGGGGGGGGGUCGCACCCCAUGGAGUGGGGUCGGUCAUCGCCCCCCUCCUCAUCCCCCCCGGCGGGGUCUCAUUCCCCCUCCCCUCCCCUUUCCCUGUCCCCCCUUUUCCCACAGCGCUCCCCUUUUCCCCCCUCCCCAAUGGGGGGGUCCCAAUCCCCUUUUCCCCCCUCCCCAAUGGGGGGGUCCCAAUCCCCUUUUCCCCUCUCCCCUCGGGGGUCUCGUUCCCCUUCCCCAUCACUUGGAGAGGGGUCCCGUUCCCCAUUUUCCCCAUUCCCGGAGGGGUCCCGCUCCCCUUUUCCCCUCUCCCCUCGGGGCUCCCGCUCCCCUUCCCCAUCCCCGUCCGGCUCCCGUUCCCCAUCCCCGUCCGGCUCCCGUUCCCCAUCCCCUCCCUCCCCGCCCGGUUCCCGUUCCCCGUCGCCACCGGGCGGUUGCGAACCGGCCCGGGCGGCUUUCGGGGAGCUGCGGCUGGAGGAGGUGAUCGGUGCCGGCGGUUUCGGCCGCGUGUUCCGGGGCACCUGGCGGGGCCAGGUAGUGGCGGUGAAGGCGGCGAGGGGCGACGCGGGCGCGGCGGGCGCGGCCAGCCUGCGGCGGGAGGCGCGGCUCUACGCCCGCCUGCGGCACCCCAACGUGGUGGCGCUGCGGGCCGUGUGCCUGGAGCCGCCGCACCUGUGCCUGGUGAUGGAGUUUGCCGCGGGGGGGCCGCUCUCCAGGGCCCUGGCCGGGCGCAGGGUCCCCCCCGCCGUCCUGCUGGACUGGGCUCGCCAGGUGGCGCGGGGGAUGCGGUACCUGCACUCCGGGACCCCCGUGCCGCUCAUCCACCGCGACCUCAAGUCCAGCAAUGUUCUGCUGGCCCAGCCCGUGGUUGGGGACGACGUGAGCGGGAAGACGCUGAAAAUCACCGACUUCGGGCUGGCCCGCGAGUGGCAGCGAACCACCAAGAUGAGCGCGGCGGGCACCUACGCCUGGAUGGCGCCCGAGGUGAUCCGGGCAUCCACCUUCUCCAAGGGCAGCGACGUCUGGAGUUAUGGGGUGCUGCUGUGGGAGCUGCUGACCGGGGAGGUGCCGUACCGGGGCAUUGACGGCCUGGCCGUGGCUUAUGGGGUGGCCGUGAACAAACUGACCCUGCCCAUCCCGUCCACCUGCCCCCCGCCCUUCGCCCAGCUCAUGGCAGCCUGCUGGGAGCAGGACCCCCACCGGCGGCCGGGCUUCGGGACCAUCCUGCGGCGCCUGGGGGGGCUGGAGCCGGGGGGGCUGGGGCCCCCCGAGUCCUUCCACUCGCUGCAGGAGUCGUGGCGCCGCGAGAUCCAGGGGCUCUUCGACGAGCUGCGGGCCCGCGAGAAGGAGCUGCGCAGCCGGGAGGAGGCCGUGGCCAGGGCGUCGCGGGCCCAGCGCUCCCAGGCCGAGGCGCUGCGGCAGCGCGAGGCCGCCGUGGCGCGCCGGGAGCUCGAGGUGCUGGAGCGGGAGCUCAGCCUCAUGCUCAGGGGGCCCCCCCGGCCCCCCCCGGCCCCCAAGAGACGCAGACCCCCCUUCAGGAGGCCACGGAAACCGGCGGAUCUCAUCGGGAUGCCGCAGGAUUUCAAGCACCGCCUGACCGUCCAGGCAUCCCCUGGGGGAGACCCCCGGAGCCACGACCCCCAGGAUGGCCCGGGGGAAUCCCCGCCCUUCCCGCGCCUGCGCGCCAUCCAGCUGGAGCCCGAGGAAGAGGAGGAGCCACCGCGGGGCCGUGGGGGUCGGGGCAGUGCCCUCAAUGGCAGGCGCCGCCUGCGCCCCGAUGAGACCACCUGGUACCUGGACACGGAGGAGCUGAGCCCGGGGGACGCCUCCCCCAAUGGCGAGGCCGGGCCCCCCCCGGAGGCCGAGGAGGGUCGGGGGUCUCGGGGCGGGACCCCCCGGCUGCUGCGGCGGGCGCUGCUCAAGGGCUCGGCCCUGCUGGCCUCGCUGGGGCUGGGCCGGGAGCUGGCGCCCCCCGAAUCCCCCCGAAGCCCCCCGCCCUCGCCGGGGCUGCUGCGCCUCUCCCCGCGACGCUGGGAGCGAAACCUGGGGUCCCCCGAGUCACCCGGGACCCCCGAGACCGGGCGGGCCUGGAGCCCCGGGACCCCCGGGACCCCCGAGCCGAGCCGAGCAAGGACCCCCGGGACCCCCGAGCCCAGCGGGACCCCCAGGACCCCCGAGCCGAGUCAAGCCCGGAGCCCUGGGACCCCCGAGCUGAGUGGGGUCCAGACCCCCGGGACCCCCGGAUCCCCCAAUCCCAGCAGGGUCCGGACCCCCGGGACCCCCGAGCAGGGGCGAGCCCGGACACCCGGGUCCCCCGAUCCCAGCGGAAUCCGGACCCCCGGGACCCCCAAGACCCCCGGGACCCCCGAGCUGAGGCCAGCCCGGACCCCCAAGACCCUGGAGCUGAAUUGGUCCUGGACCCCUGAGCAAGGGGGAGGAGCCAGGACCCCCGGGACCCCCGGGACCCCCGAGCUGGGCCGUGCCCGGACCCCCGGAACCCCCGGGACCCCUGAGCCACGUCGUGCCCGGACCCCCGGGACCCCCGAGCUGGGGCUGCAGCCGUCACCCCGGGGGGCUCGGAGACCCCGCGAGCUGAGCCCAGCCGGGACCCCCGAGUGGGGCCCCGCCCGGCCCCGCCCCUCCCCGCUCCGCCCCCGCAUCGAUCCCUGGAGCUUCGUGUCCGCGGGGCCUCGCAAGGCCCCGCCCCCCGCCGAGCCCCGCCCCCGAGAUCCCUUCACCGACCAAUGAGAGCGCCCGCAGCGCUUUGGACCCGCCCCAGCCACCCUCCGGCGACCAAUGAGCGGCCGCGAAGGACGGAUUGACAGCAGCAAGCCCCUCCCGCGUCGCAGGCCACGCCCCACCGUGCUGUGAUUGACAGCUGCGAGGCGGAAGCCCCGCCCACGCUGGCGCGCCAUUGGUCCAUGCAAAGGGCAUUACAAAAAAGCCCCGCCCCUCCUGGGCGGGGCCUUACGGCAGGAAACCACGCCCCCCUCCUGGGGCAAACCAGGAAGCUCCGCCCUGAUUGGUGGGCGCGCUGAAGCCCCGCCCCCGGGCGGUCCCGACACUGGACGGGGGUCCCGGGAGCUUCGGGGGGCGCCCGUGACCAAAUAAAAACUCCCGAGAC
Zonotrichia leucophrys gambelii is the source of this 3875-nucleotide messenger RNA. It is a transcript of the gene MAP3K11, whose product is annotated as mitogen-activated protein kinase kinase kinase 11. Gene Ontology annotation, molecular function: protein kinase activity; ATP binding. NCBI's taxonomy places the organism in Eukaryota, Metazoa, Chordata, Aves, Passeriformes, Passerellidae. The transcript has 10 exons. Gene Ontology annotation, cellular component: cytoplasm. The coding region runs from base 776 to 3499 and encodes 907 amino acids. Gene Ontology annotation, biological process: protein phosphorylation; signal transduction. The record is from RefSeq and is a predicted model, not a curated record.